This is a messenger RNA of Centropristis striata (black sea bass), 1071 nucleotides long. RefSeq names its product urotensin-2 receptor 4 (gene uts2r4). The coding region runs from base 1 to 1071 and encodes 356 amino acids. Gene Ontology annotation, cellular component: membrane. Gene Ontology annotation, biological process: neuropeptide signaling pathway; regulation of blood pressure; blood vessel diameter maintenance. Gene Ontology annotation, molecular function: urotensin II receptor activity. The transcript has a single exon. NCBI's taxonomy places the organism in Eukaryota, Metazoa, Chordata, Actinopteri, Perciformes, Serranidae. The record is from RefSeq and is a predicted model, not a curated record.
AUGAACUGCACUCCUAAUGCCACCCUCACUCCACAGCUGGGACUUGUCCUGAGCCCAGGGGCUGAAGAUGAAGGGUCCCAGGAGAGCAGUGGCGCCGGUGGCAGCGGGGGCCUUUGGGUGACCUCCCUUCUUGGCGCCACGCUGAUGAUCAUGUGCGCCAUGGGUGCAGCAGGAAACACGUACACGCUCAUCAUUACCCGUUCAGCCGCUUUGCGCCGGACAGGCUCCAUGUACGUUUACAUCAUCAAUCUGGCUCUGGCAGACCUGCUCUACCUCUCCACCAUCCCCUUCGUGGUGUGCACCUACUUCGCCCAUGACUGGCUGUUUGGUGAAGCUGGCUGUCGCAUCCUGCUGAGUCUCGACCUCCUCACCAUGCACGCCAGCGUCUUCAUUUUGGUUGCGAUGAGCCUGGAACGCUACCGUGCAGUGGCGAGGCCCUUCAGCGCACACAGGUCCUCAUCCCGCAACCGAAAGCUUGCAGCGGGGAUUAUCUGGGGGUUGGCUUUUCUGAUAACGCUUCCCAUGAUGGUUAUGAUCAGACUCAGGGAGGGCAAACCUACUGCAGCUGGUUUGGUUAAGAGGAUCUGCUUCCCUACCUGGACCCCUGAGGCCUUCAAGGCUUAUAUCACCGUCCUGUUUCUCACAAGUGUUUUAAUUCCUGGAUUGGUAAUCGUUGGGCUCUAUGUGGGGCUAGCUAGCCGCUACUGGGCAGUGCAGGCUAGCUUAGGAGGUAGCAGCCGGUCUGCCCGGAGGCGAGGGCUCAAACAAAAAGUCGUAUCGAUGAUUUUUAGCAUCGUAGUGGCCUACUGGGCUUGUUUCUUGCCCUUCUGGGGAUGGCAGCUCGCCAAACUGUUCUCUCCGGAGUCCCUCAGAGCUUUGUCUCCAGCUGCUCAUAAUUAUGUGAAUUUCUUUGUCACAUGUCUGACCUAUGGGAACAGCUGCAUCAAUCCAUUUCUUUACACUCUUCUGACCCGGAACUAUAAAGAUUACUUGGCCCAGAAAGGUCAGUCUGUGGGUUCAAGCAGGGCUGACCCCGGGUCAGCUGUGACCACACCACUGCAGGAGCUUUAG